GAGUGUGUGUGUGUUUUUCUUUCUUCUUCUUCUUCCCCUAUCUAUCCUUUAUUAAUCUUUUAAAGAUGCUGCUGGAACUUGCGUCAGCUCAUAUCAUCUUUAAUUAGUAAAAAAGAUUCAACCUUUUCUACCUAUAUUGGUGUAGAUUUCCGUUCCUUUCGCUUUUUGGCUCUGUCAAACCCAUAUUUUACUACAGUAAUUUAGUGGGAUUGUUAUAUUUGUGGGGGCAAUUUAACCUUAUUAUUCUUGAAUGGAAUAAUUGGUGGUGUGGUAUGUGGGGAAGUGGGAAAUCUUUCUUGUCAUCUCUACUUCCCAGCCUUGAGUAUGCUUCCAAGAUGAAUUUGGUGCUUUUGUCUGAUUUGGUUUCUUCAGAUUCCUUGGAGCAUCUCUGCUGAUUCUUCUCUUACUGUAACAGGCCGGGCGGAGCGGGAUUGGGAUUGGGAUUCGGUUCUUUAUGGGUUGGCUGUCCAAGAUUUUCAAAGGCUUCAGCCAUGGCAGUAAGCACAGGAUAUCACAAGGGCAACACCAUGGGAGAUUCGAGGAUGACGCCUUCUGGGAAAGGCCAAGAACAUCCACAGGUGAAAGGUCGGAUUUUGAUAACGAAGAAAUCGAUCUUGCCAUUGCACUCUCGCUUGUUGACGAAGAGCAGAAGGAAGACCAAAAGGAUUAUGUGAUUGAAGACCACAAAGAAGAUGAUAAGGAAAAUGAUAAAGAAGAUGAUAAGGAAGAAGAGAAAGAAGAAGAUGAGAAGGAAGAAGAGAAAGAAUAUGAGAAGGGAAAAAGAGUAAUUGAACCCGAACCGGAUAUAGAGGAAGAUGAAAUGUUAGCGAAGGCAAUUCAGGAGAGUUUAUAUGUGGACUCCCCACCAAGGCGCAACGAUUAUGAAAGUUUCUUUCCACCAUAUCCAUUCUUCUACCCACCCGGGUACAGGAUUUGUGCUCGCUGCAACAAUGAGAUUGGCCACGGGCGAUUUUUAAGCUGUAUGGGAGCUGUCUGGCAUCCCGAAUGCUUCCGAUGCCAUGCUUGCAACAUUCCCAUUUCUGACUACGAGCAGUUUUCAGUGUCUGACAAUCGCCCGUACCACAAAUCUUGCUACAAGGAACAGCACCACCCGAAAUGUGAUGUCUGCAAGAAUUUUAUUCCUACAAAUGCAGCUGGCCUUAUCGAAUAUAGAGCGCAUCCUUUCUGGCUUCAAAAGUACUGCCCAUCACACGAGCACGAUGGAACCCCCCGCUGCUGCAGCUGCGAGAGAAUGGAGCCAGUAGACACGAGAUAUUUGGUGCUCGAUGAUGGGAGGAAACUGUGUCUGGAGUGUCUGGAUUCUUCGAUAAUGGAUACUCAUGAAUGCCAGCCUCUCUAUCUCGAAAUCCAAGAUUUCUAUGAAGGUCUAAAUAUGAAAGUCGAGCAGCAAAUCCCACUGCUCUUAGUUGAGAGGCAAGCACUCAAUGAAGCCAUGGAAGGAGAAAAGAAUGGGCAUCAUCACAUGCCUGAAACAAGAGGACUUUGCUUGUCAGAAGAACAGACAGUCAGCACUAUUUUGAGGCGGCCGAGGAUCGGGGGGCAUAGAAUCACAGAUAUGUUCACAGAGCCAUACAGGCUAAUUCGUAGAUGCGAAGUGACUGCAAUACUCAUCUUGUAUGGCCUUCCGAGGUUGCUGACCGGCUCAAUCCUGGCUCACGAGAUGAUGCACGCAUACCUGCGCCUUAAAGGUUAUCCCAAUCUAAGCCCAGAAAUAGAAGAAGGGAUCUGCCAAGUCUUAGCUCACAUGUGGUUAGAUUCUGAAAUCAUAGCCGGUUCGGGUAGCAGCACUGCAUCUACUUCCUCGUCUUCUUCGUCUACAACCUCACCAUCAUCCUCCUCGUCCUCAUCAUCAUCGUCAUCGUCCACCUCUUCAAAGAAGGGGACCCGCUCUCAGUUCGAGAAGAAACUGGGCGAGUUUUUCAAGCACCAGAUAGAAUCAGACACUUCUGUAGCUUAUGGCGAUGGGUUCAGAGAAGGUAACAAGGCAGUGCUCAAGUACGGCCUCAGGAGUACACUUGACCAUAUUAGGCUCACUGGGAGCUUUCCUUGCUGAUGAUGAUCUCAUGAGGUUUUCCAUUUCCAGUUAUACUUUUUAUAUAUACAUAUACUUUGAUGCCCUGCAUAUUGCCAUACCAGUUUUAUAGGACAACCCCCCCAUGCAUAUAUACAAAUCAUCAAGAUGUAAUGAAACCAAUAAAUACGUGUAUUAUAGAGUGCAACAUAUGUAUAUUGUGAUUAUGAUAUUUAUAUACAUAACAACAUCAAUAAUAUGGAAAGUGAAUAGGGUGCUUUUACAAGUCAA
Messenger RNA from Ipomoea triloba (trilobed morning glory), 2323 nucleotides. RefSeq names its product protein DA1-related 1-like. The record is from RefSeq and is a predicted model, not a curated record. Lineage: Eukaryota; Viridiplantae; Streptophyta; Magnoliopsida; Solanales; Convolvulaceae. Bases 455 to 2074 code for a protein of 539 amino acids. The transcript has 11 exons. Gene Ontology annotation, molecular function: ubiquitin binding.